UUCAUAAGCGCCACCCUGCAAAGAAUUUGUGUUACUAGAAGUCCUGAAGGUGUGGAUGCUACAGUAUUGCGAUCCGCUUCGAAGGGCUUACUGUAAGUGGAUAGAUAUCCUUUGCCUCCAGGUCCAUGAGUCCUGCGGCGAGUUUGUACCUUCUCUUCCGGCUCAGCUUGCCUGACACUGUUCUUAGGAAAAUACUCCACGGCAUUUACUGAAGACGAGAUAGACGUUUGUCUUCUCUAAAAGGUCGUCAGCAUGCCUCCCAGACGCGCCUCUACACGGCGUGCCGGAGCGGUAACUCGAUCUUCUGACUAUGGGACUCCUUCGUACAUUCCCAGCAUGUCGAGUCCAGAUGCGAGGAAUCCUGCCUUGCCUAAUAUACCAACUAAGCAAUCGUUUGCCUAUGGUUCAUCAACUACGCCAAUUCUUCCUCGCGAGCUUGCGGCGAAGCCCAAGAUGAACCUAACUGAAAUGGCCAACAAUAUUGAUGAAGGCCUCAGAGCCGCCCAAGGCCGAGACAACGACAGACCUCACAUGAACACUCGUUCACGAAGAAACUCUGUUGCUGCAAGCCUAUCCCCUGUUCGACGAAACCGCCGUGAGCCAACUCCAGAUCAGCUGCAGCUGCUCGAUUCAUUACGUGAAGCCACUAUGUCACCUCGUCCUAAUGGUCAAGACGGGUCAAAUCAGGGACAAUCUACCCCUACUCCCACGCCUCCUAUUCCACAUACUCUAUCCACAGCAUCCAGUCCUGCUACUGAGUCUCUUACCAACCCCAGAUACCCUGUUUUGACUACCGAUCAACUAUAUCCGUCUCCGCUUCUGCGGUUUGGCUCUCCCAAUCGGAAUGGAGUCUCGUUAAGCUCACCCAAUUUUGGAAACUCCAUCGACAACGAAUCUAUCAUCUCGUGGAAUGUAGAGCGCGACAUCAAUGAAGAUGAAUUGCAACGAACACGUCCGAACGGGUACCUUGAUGGACCGCAUGGAAAGAACAUUACAGCGCCUCCACGCCGGUUUUCAGGUUUCGCAUUUGCCCAAGAACCCAUUGAGGAAGUCGAUGAGCCGACUACUCAGUUAUCUAUCUCUAAAUCCCGCUCCCCUGAGGCUACGACCAUCGAUCUUCAGCCGAAUCCCGAACCACAAUCAGAGUCAGUGCCGGAAAUAGAGCCGGAAAGGCAACAACAACCACAACCAGAGCCAGAGCCAGAGCCAGAGCCAGAACCCGAACCCGAACCCGAACCUGCGCCUGUACUGACAGCUAAACCUGAACUUUCCACAGCUCCGGCUAAGACAAUUAUUCCCAGCAAUCCCGUACGUGAGGCUUCAUUCGACGAGAACACGCCUCCGUUCCGAGGGCGCGUCAAAAGCAAUAUGUGUUCAAUGGGAAGUGCCACCAUUGGCUUCCAGAAAGGCCCGGCUAUCCGAAUCGCUACUCUUGUGAUACUUGCAGUAGCAUCAAUUUUCACAGCAUAUUGUUUUGGUGACCGAAUCUCCAGUAUUACAUCGAGUAUCGGCUCGCAUCUUCCAUUGUACGGAAGCCCUUUCCGCGACUUGAACUCUACUGCUUUGGAAGCAGUCCACGGCCUUUCUAAACAAGUAGUGAGUCUUGGGGUAGAGGUGACUUCGCUGUCCAAGGAAGUGGACGUUAUUAAAUCAGAGGCUGAACAUGUACCUGCACCUACCACGAUUGUCCAACCGAUCCCAGUUCGCCAGGAGAUACCGAAAACCAAUUUUCUAUCCAUUGGCAUGGGUGUGUUUGUCGAUCCAUAUAACACAAGCCCCACGUCUGGGCGCUCUGCGAACAUCUUCCAGAAACUUCAACACAAAAUCCUGUCCGGGGGCUGGCAACGGCAUUCGCAGCCUCCUCUUGCAGCUUUGACACCCUGGCAGGAUGUGGGAGAAUGCUGGUGCAGCAAACCUCGCUCCGGCAUGUCUCAGCUCGCGCUACACUUAGGGCGUAAAAUUGUGCCCGAGGAGGUGGUCGUAGAGCACAUACCGAAGGGGGCAAGCAUUCAGCCCGAAGUCGCACCUCGAGAUAUGGAGCUGUGGGCCCAAUUCCAGGUUGCUGAUGGAUCAGACUCUGAUUCGUUUCCCUCUUCCUCAUUCUUCCCCUUGCGGGAAUCUGGAAAGUUAUAUGAGCAAUUUCCUCUCCACAAUCACAUCAUUGAUACCCUUCGGCUGGCAUAUAAGGGUGAGCCGGAAAGCGCAUACUCGAAUGAUGAACUCCUGGGGCCUUCGUUCUAUCGUGUGGGACGGUGGACUUACGAUUUGGACGGCACGAAUCACAUCCAGAAGUUCGAGCUAGAUGCCAUCAUCGAUGUUCCAGCAAUCCGAGUAAAUAAGGUGGUUUUCCGGGUCAAGUCGAACUGGGGAGCAAACGAUACGUGCCUCUAUCGGUUGAAAUUAUAUGGUCACAUGUAGGUUAUAACCUACACCGCAGAUAAAUUUGUGUUCUUCCUGUUUUUAUGUUUUUGGAAAAGGUGCUAGGCGAAACCCCGGAAUAAGUGUGGUGUUCUGGCACUGUGAAGCCAACUACUUGUUGCAUAUUUCUUUUUCCCUUCCGUUUUACAUUUUGUUUCGUCUUUUUCCUGCAGUUUGGCUUCAAGGUGUGACGGCAAGCCAGGUUCCUUGUUUCACUUUGAUAUCUUUGUCGUUCUUCUCUUAGAUGCAUGGCGUGGCAUGGAAGGGGCGUUGCGGUCUGAUUCGAGAUAUCCGGCUCUCAGUUCUUAGUAUUGAUGCAUUUCAUUUUAAUAUAAAUGACUGUUAUCUCCAGCUUUUGUAGCAUAUUUCACCAUAGCACACAUAAGCCCCCCACACCCAACUUCCCUAUGCACCAA
Messenger RNA from Aspergillus alliaceus, 2834 nucleotides. RefSeq lists its product as uncharacterized. Gene Ontology annotation, cellular component: meiotic nuclear membrane microtubule tethering complex; nuclear envelope. Bases 253 to 2418 code for a protein of 721 amino acids. Lineage: Eukaryota; Fungi; Ascomycota; Eurotiomycetes; Eurotiales; Aspergillaceae. Gene Ontology annotation, molecular function: protein-membrane adaptor activity. The transcript has a single exon. The record is from RefSeq and is a predicted model, not a curated record. Gene Ontology annotation, biological process: nuclear envelope organization.